CUUUUAAAACUCAUGGAAGAAUCGUAUAAGCUCUAUAUACCACUGUGUUAUAUGCCAACCACACAAAGUUCCUUCAACAACUACGCCUCUUAUCAGUCAUGGAAAGAGAUAUCAACAUUGAGAAUGAUGCUCAUCAUAACAUGCUUACCUCUUCUCCCGUUAUCUCCGCUGCCUCCGCCGCUGCCGCCAUAUCCUCCUCCACUUCAAAAUAUAGUAUAGAUCCUAAGAGGUCAAAGGAAAAUGAUAAUGAGAAGAAGAAAAGACUAAGGACAAGUGAUAUUGGUGAUGGCAAGAAGCACCCGACAUAUCGCGGAGUGCGAAUGCGGAGCUGGGGAAAAUGGGUGUCUGAAAUCCGAGAACCGAGGAAGAAAUCGAGAAUAUGGCUCGGAACAUACCACACGGCCGAAAUGGCUGCUCGAGCUCAUGAUGUAGCCGCACUGGCCAUCAAGGGCCGCUCAGCUUACCUUAAUUUCCCUCAACUAGCAAAACAACUUCCACGACCCGCCAGUACGUCCCCCAAGGAGAUCCAAGCAGCUGCUUCGCUCGCAGCUGCCUCGACAUUUCUCGAGACAGGGUGGUGCAAUAUCAAAGCCGGACAUGAAGCAGAAGCCGAAGUUGGAGCAAGCCAAGAUGAUCAAGUUCCUCUUUCAAGUUCACCCUCGAUCGAUGAUGACGACACCUUGUUUGAUCUGCCUGAUCUCACGAUCGAUGUCACGGAUCGAAGCAAUGGAUUCGGGUUUUAUUCUUCAACAUGGCAAAUAUGUGCAAUCGAUGCUGGUUUCCGGAUUGAGGAGCCAUUCUCCUUGGACUACUAG
Hibiscus syriacus is the source of this 815-nucleotide messenger RNA. Its product is annotated as ethylene-responsive transcription factor ERF034-like. The transcript has a single exon. Bases 99 to 815 code for a protein of 238 amino acids. NCBI's taxonomy places the organism in Eukaryota, Viridiplantae, Streptophyta, Magnoliopsida, Malvales, Malvaceae. The record is from RefSeq and is a predicted model, not a curated record. Gene Ontology annotation, biological process: regulation of DNA-templated transcription. Gene Ontology annotation, molecular function: DNA binding; DNA-binding transcription factor activity.